AUGAUCGCUAUUACUUGUCAGUUAUUGUAUUAUUUAUUUUAUUUGCUUGUUUAUUGUUUAUUUCUGCAAGUAAGCACUGGUGUCGAAGAACCGACGAAUCUAGAGGGCACAUCGGUUAAUGAAUGGCGUGGUUAUUAUAGGAAGGAACAUUCUUUGGCUAAACCAUACCAAGGUUCAAUUACUUUUUUAUUCAUUUCAACGUCAGUUAUUUGCUCUUACCCAGUUGACCUACAAUUUCUUUUCUUUCUUUCUUAAUA
Messenger RNA from Thelazia callipaeda (thelaziosis nematode), 257 nucleotides. NCBI's taxonomy places the organism in Eukaryota, Metazoa, Nematoda, Chromadorea, Rhabditida, Thelaziidae. The record is from the annotation of a GenBank genome assembly.